Messenger RNA from Brassica rapa (field mustard), 1791 nucleotides. RefSeq lists its product as uncharacterized. The record is from RefSeq and is a predicted model, not a curated record. Lineage: Eukaryota; Viridiplantae; Streptophyta; Magnoliopsida; Brassicales; Brassicaceae.
UCUAAGAGUAUCAAAACAGAUAAGAGUAUGGCAGAUCACAUGAGAGUAUGGUAGAUCACUUUUUCCCUCAAUUAUUAUUAGGAAAAGAAAAAAACUUUACAGUAAAAGAGUCGAAAGAUAUAAAUAAGCCCACAGUCAAGCCUAAAUAACCAAAACUAGUCUAAAAUUCUCUUGCGUGCAACCAGUUCUUGCUUCCCAACACCGUCCCUACUACCGCUCUUUUCCUCGUAAUCUGAUUACUCGUCGCCAUAUGUCUCUCUCGUCGGAAUCAUCCGUUCCUACUGUUAGAACCGUCACCGUAUCCUACUCCGAGCUCAAGGACAGCAGCAUAGAUUUGUCUGCAAAGAUUGAACAAGGAUUCGGACCCAAUGGACUUGGAAUUCUUACGGUUAAAGAUGUUCCAGGGUAUUCUGUUUUACGUCAGAGUCUACUUCGUCUUGCACCUAAGUUAGCUGGUCUUUCUGAAGAGGUGAAGAGGGAGCUUGAAGAUUCACAUAGUAGGUACAAUUUUGGUUGGAGUCAUGGCAAGGAGAAGCUUGAAUCUGGCAAGCUUGACAUGUUGAAGGGUUCUUAUUAUGCUAAUCCUUUACAAGAUGUACCCACAAGUGAUUCCUCUGAAAUGCAACGGUAUCCAUGGUAUUGUGGAUCAAACAUAUGGCCAAGAAAUUCUUUGCCUGAACUCGAAGGAGCUUUCAAAGCUCUUGGUAAACUGAUGUUCGAAGUUGGGCUGAUGGUAGCUUACCACUGUGAUCUAUAUGUGUCAAAGGGUACAAAACAACAUGAAAUGCAAAAUCUUGAAAAUAUACUACUUGGCUCUCGGUGUCACAAAGGACGUCUGCUUUACUAUUUUCCGGCACAGGAUACCAGCACUACGCAGAACAGCGAUUCCAUCUCAUCUUGGUGUGGAUGGCAUACAGACCAUGGUUCACUCACAGGUCUUACUCGUGCAAUAUUUUCAAGAAAUUCAGUGGAAGUACCUUGCCCUGAUCCUGCUUCUGGCUUAUACAUAAGAACACGGUCGGGUCAAGUCGUUAAGGUUGUGUAUGGGGAAGAUGAAAUAGCAUACCAAAUAGGCGAGACAACAGCGAUUCUGUCAAGGGGUUAUCUUUGUGCUACACCUCAUUGUGUACGGGCACCACACGGAGAGGAGGCUCGUGGUCUAGAGCGAUCGACAUUUGCACUGUUCAUGCAACCUGACUGGGAUCAAAAGCUUACAUUCCCAAAGGAAGUGACAAUCCAUGAACAUGUACCUCUUUCUAAUGGCGUCUUGACGUUUGGAGAGUAUACAGAGAAGCUGCUCAACAUAUACUACGAUACAAAACCAUAGGGGAUGGGAACCUUUUAAGUCGCUAUGUAUAUGAUCGUUUCCAUUGGUGUGAGAUACAAAACAUAAACAAAUCUCACCAAAUUAGUAUUUAGGUCGUUGGAAGUGAAACUUGAUAUUUGAUAUUUGGGUUCAGGUUGGCCAUAUAGAAAUUUACAGAAACUACACAAUAAUUGGUUUGCGUUAUGUUAUGUCGGAAAGCUAGGUAGGUGCUUUUCUUUAAAAGACACUUCAUGGCUCAGAACAGAUUCUGAAUGAGUGGAUCAAGGCCGGAACAAGUGGAGAUUUUCUAAAAUAUAUGUUGAAUGACAAAAAGAAUGAUGCAAGUGGUACAAAACAAAUACCUAAUGAAAGUUUCCAAAAAUGAUUCACAACAACACUUCUUGACAAUAUUUUGAAGAGUAAUAUGGUUAUGUUGUAAUUAACUACUAUUAAAGUUAAUCAGUAACUCAUAGAUGAGAUAUAUA